Messenger RNA from Xyrauchen texanus (razorback sucker), 818 nucleotides. RefSeq lists its product as uncharacterized. NCBI's taxonomy places the organism in Eukaryota, Metazoa, Chordata, Actinopteri, Cypriniformes, Catostomidae. Gene Ontology annotation, molecular function: protein kinase C binding. The coding region runs from base 1 to 801 and encodes 266 amino acids. The transcript is spliced from 5 exons. The record is from RefSeq and is a predicted model, not a curated record. Gene Ontology annotation, biological process: regulation of cellular localization; centrosome cycle; establishment or maintenance of cell polarity. Gene Ontology annotation, cellular component: nucleus; apical plasma membrane; cell cortex.
AUGGGCUUGUCCAAGACAGAUGACCUGAGGGCAGAACUUCUGAGAGCAGAGCACCGAAAGUCUGAAAUGCACUGGGAUGACAGUGUAGCUGGGUCUAGGAGAGGAGGGGAGAGGGAAGGGAGGCCUAAGUUAUCUCUCCGCCGCUUUUUCUCAGCCAUGGGACUGAACAGUGUGGGUAAGCUGGUGACGGGCAGCCGCUCCAACAGCAUGGAGCAUCUGUGUUCCCCCACUUCCCGCUACAGUUCUACCUCCCCCAGUCCUACACGCAGAGGGCUGUCCCCUCUGCUGAGAACCCCCUCUCUCCAGUCUCUCCACACAGUGUCUCCUUUGACACAGUUACGUAAAGCAUCUUCAGUACAGAGUCUACAGUCCCCAAAGAGGAAGUUUGAACGCUCCACUAUACUAGGAGAGUUACCAUUGCCACUGAGUUUGGGACCCAGGGAACUUCAGAAGGAAGAGAGUGUAGUGGAGGAUUCUCUAGGGACAGGUCCACUAGGGCGGCUGAUACAGGCCUUUCCGGAUGGAACUUUACUUAUAGAGCUCAUCAGACCUGCCAAUGGACCCUUCGGAUUUGUCAUCUCCAGGGGUAAAGGGAGACCAGACUCAGGUAUAUAUGUGGAACGAGUUGGAGACAGUGCCACAGAGAACCUCUACACUGGGCUUCUGGGUGUUGGAGAUGAGAUUUUAGAAGUCAGUGGGGAAAUCAUAGCUGGACUGACCCUAGAUCAGGUUACACGCCUAAUGACCCGUGAUAGCAAAGCUACUAUCCGGAUCCUUCAACAUUCCUGGAUCAAGCAUUGAUACAAAUGGUGCAAACU